Messenger RNA from Knipowitschia caucasica, 3843 nucleotides. The record is from the annotation of a GenBank genome assembly. NCBI's taxonomy places the organism in Eukaryota, Metazoa, Chordata, Actinopteri, Gobiiformes, Gobiidae.
AUGCCCAAAAAAGCACAGGCAGGUUGUCCAGGAAAUGCAUCAACCGCCAAGACUCAAGUCAAAAUGCCUGAUAAGAAAGCUGCUGGAACUGCAGCUGCAGCCACUUCAACAUCUAAUGGUACCAAACCUGCAAAUGGCCCUUUAAAGAAAACACUGGCCACUACUAAACCCAAAACAGGUGUAAACUCUUAUCCAAUGGCCUCCACUGCCCCAAAAUCAGGCACUUCCACCUCGACCAAGCCGGAUACUUCGGUGACAAAGACUACCAGACCUGCCACAGUCCUGCAGACUUCCCGUGCAGCCGGCAAGCCCACCACAGUGGCAGCCACUACAAAGUCCCUCUCCACAGUCUCGAGAACCACUGCCCCCAGAGGGGCUACUACUGCGCCCCCAUCUGGCAGAACUGCAGCAGCACCUCCUAACAAAGUUUCUGGAAAAAAAGAUGUUGUUCGACCACCUGCUGCAGCUGUGACCAAAAAACCACUACACAUACCUGGUGCAAAAAAAACAGACUCCAAACCAGCAGUAUGUGUGAGGCCCAGCAUGACUUCUACAACCACAAAAGUUGAUCAAAAACUACCACCACCACUAACUAAACCCCAGCCCACGACGAUGGCCAAUGCAACAAAGAAAUCGUCUGCAGCUGCUACACGCUUCCGGAUCGCACAGACCCCACCUGGUUCACCAAUGGGCAAAUUUCCAGCUGCCAGAAACGCCCCACAAUCCAAAAUCUCACACAAGCCCACUCAGGCAGUCCCACCUUUCGGUGCCAGCAAGAGCACAGGCAAAACGGGAGCUUCCAAAGCAGCUGCUGCAACUCCAAAGAAGACUGCAGGAGCCACAGGAGCUGUGCAGGAUGCACAAGUGCCACCACAGUCGUCUGCACCAGAUUCUUUCGCUGAUCUUGUGGCUCCCGUCUCUGCUCAAAGUAUUAUGUUGGAGACUGCAGAGAAAGAUGCUGAAAUUAAAAUUUCUUCAGCCUCUCAAAGUCCAUUAACUACUUCCUCACCUCAAAUAGAGCCCUGUGUUCCUGAUCCUUCUGCACAUGAGCUUGUCCAAGCUGCAUUCCAUCCCUCUCCGGUGGCUGCAUCUCUGCCUCAAGAACUCAAAAACAUUUCCUCUGUAACUGAAACUCAAACGUUGCUGCUUCCGAAGCAUACCCUUGAGCCUGAAAAUGAGCAGCCUUUGUUUGUCCCCUUCAACAAUCUGAAUGAUGAUGAGGAAGAGGAGGAGAAGGAGGGUAGUCAGUUAGUUUCUGUAUCAGAAAUGAGUGGGACGACACAGCCCACGGAAGAGUCUCGUCCUGGGUCCGCAGGUCCACUCGGGGCUUCUGCCUGGCGAGUAGGUGGGGCUUUACACUCUGAGCUGGACUCUGAGGAGGUGAGUGUCAGUCAGCAGGGUGCCUCUGAACUCAGUGCCCCUGGAGUCCUGGAGGGAACUGAGAGCAUGGAUGAUCUGGGGGAGGGCAGUCUGAAAGGGGCCAUGGAUAUGGAGGGUGCCUCGGCUGGUUCCCCUGACUUUGAAAGGGUUCCUGAGAUCCCAGUGAAUGACGAUGAUGACGACGACGAUCGCGUUUGUGACAUGGACGUUGGAUCUGAGCGAGCAGAUGAACCCCAGAGACAUGACAAUGAUGUGGAUGAUGAAGAUGAAGAUGUAGAGAUGGCUAGUGAGGGCAUCACAGAGAGUGGCCUGGAGAGCUAUGGAAACGCAGAUGAAGAUGACUUUGCUGAAGAUGAAAGAUUGGACAAUCUAAACAGAAUGGCUCAGCCACCACCCCCUCCUCUGCUUCCUUCAGCUCCUGCUGCACAGUGGGAUCAGCCCAAUCCCUUCUCUGGUCCAUGUGCCGUGCUUGUACCACAUCAGUCCCCAUCUGAAGCUGCAGAGUCAGGAGCGCAGGUUGAAGAGGCUGCAGAGAGUCCACUGACUGACCCCUGUCAAGGAGACUCUGAGACUCCAACACAGGAGUCUGGUCAGGUCUGGAUGGAACUUGGCUCUGCAACAAUCAUAAAUGAAAACCAAGAUGACCCUGAAACUGUCUUUGACAAAAAACCCUUGACUCCCGAGCCUGCCGCCGAGCCUGCCCUCUCACAAACUGCCCUCUGCGCCCUUGAGUCUUCACUGUCUCCAAUAAGGAGCGGGCCUUGUUCUGAGGAAACGAAGGUCCUGAGUGUGGAGGAUGUGCCUGAGCCUCGGUCCUCUCCACAGCUUGAGCAGUCUCAUGGCAGGGCGCCAGACGACACUCCUGCAUGUGAAUCUUCCAAUGGCCCAGCCUCCAAUCCCUCCUCAUCUUCUGUGACCGAGGACGAGGCCAGUGACACAGAGGGAGAGGCUCAACUGGAAGACUCCCUGGAGCCAUCAAUCGAUUGCAAUGUGACCUUUGAGUGCAUGUCCCAUGGCCAGCGCAUGCUGUCCAUAGUGGAGGAAGGUGAGGAGCCACAGGACCGUGGAGCUCCUGAGGAUGCGACUCCUUCUGCUACCUCACUAGUGUCCUUUGGCUUAGACCCAACCACCUUAGCGUCCAACUCCAAUGCUCAGUCCACAGAGAGCUGCGUGAAGAGCCCUGGAAUCUUUUCUGUGGAGGAGCUGCCGGAGGAGGCCAGAGAGCUGGAUUUCACCCACAUGCAUGUAGCUAGUGUGUCCAAUCAACCUUACAUAGAGUGUGGAAAGCACCCUGUGGACUCUGAGCAGGCUGUGGAAAGCAACAUUGCAAUUCCAGACAAGGUUUAUUCCCCGUCACCGGAGCCUCAACCGGUAGAGCAGACUGCUCCCCUUGGCGACCUCCAGCCUCCCUACUAUUCAGCUAUCUGUGAAAAGACUGAGAGUUUCGCAGGCUUCACUGCACUGCUGCACCCACAGCGCCGUGACCACUCUUCCUACCCGCGCACCUACUGUGACAUUGUCAAACCAAUCAAUGCUGCGCUCGCGUCCCCCAGGCUGAGCUGCACAGACCUCCCGCCCCGCAGCCCCAAACAGCAGUCCCUUAGUCCACAGCUGCGCAGGCUGGAACAGCACCAGCGCCACCUACAGGAACUACAACAGCGCCGUGAGCAGCAGAGCAGGCCCAUGGAGGAGGCUGAGCAAGAGAGGAGGACGAGGGAGGAAGAAGAGGAGAGGAAGAAGAAGGAUGAGGCUGAAGAGGAGAUAAAAAGGAAUAAGCGGAGGCUACGAGAGCAAGAAGAACUUCAGCAAAGGAAAGCGCUUGAAAUGCAGCUGCAGCAGCAACAAGAGGAGCUCAAACAGCGACAGCAGAUUAUGCAGUGGCAACAAGAACUAGAAGAGUCCAAUAAUGAACAGCCUCUGCUUCUGUCGCCCUCGUCCGGGCUUUGUACUAUUUACGAGGCGCUGGAGCAAGAUGAGGAUGAGGCAAAGUGUGAGGACAGAGUUAAGGGGCUCAACCCAAUCGCAGAGAAGGACUUUAAGAGUAGCGAGGUAGACAGUGGCUGUGCGAGGGUCACUCCUGAAACUCAGAUUAGUCCCCCACCUCCACAGGAUGCUCCGCAGAGACUGGAUUGUCCCACACAGAACGGAGACCAUGAUUCUUCAGAGUCCCCUGAAAGAGAGUCGCCCCGAGAGCUGGAGUGGGGAAAGAAGGUUGACAUUGUGCAUCAGCUGAUCAAUCAGACACUGCUGUUGAAUGGGGAUGGUUGCUCUUCCUUGCUGCUGCUUCCAGGGGGUGCAGGGGGGACUCUGAGCCCCCUGGAGAGCAGCUUGUGGCCCACCCUGCUGCCUCCUCUUACCCCUCCCUCAGCCACGGUUACCUCUGUGAGCAGUUUCUCCCCAGAGAUCACCGGGACAUCUCCUCAAGGGGAGUGGACUGUGGUCGAACUGGAAACUCAUCACUAA